Molecule: messenger RNA, 1538 nt
Organism: Penaeus chinensis
Lineage: Eukaryota; Metazoa; Arthropoda; Malacostraca; Decapoda; Penaeidae
Product: thyroxine 5-deiodinase-like
Exons: 5
Molecular function (GO): thyroxine 5'-deiodinase activity
Source: RefSeq, a predicted model, not a curated record
CUCACACUCGCCGCCGACAGUCAGUGAUAGACACAAGCCUCGCCAUGGCGGACCCCUGGGCUCUGGCGAGGUACCUCCUCCUACCCUUCAGGCUCAUCAGGGCUGUCCUGUUCAACAUAGCUUUGACCGUCUCUGUGAAACUUUUCCCCAAAACCUUCAACAAAGUUUUCUUCACUGAACCAGACAAAAAUGCCAUGAACAAAUACAUAUCUCCUAUUGAGAAAAAUGUAGGAGAUUUGUCCUACAUAUGGCAAAGGAUGCGUAUGCACUGGCUGUGCGCCGUGCGGGAAACGGCCAUGGUCGCCCACGCAGGAGGCCCCGCCCCUAACCCGACCCUCGUCAGGCUGAGUGAUGGCUCCGAGUGUCGCCUGCUGGACAUGGCCAAGGCGAGCCGGCCGCUCGUCCUCAACUUCGGCAGCUGCACAUGACCUCCGUUCAUGGCCAGCCUCGGGAAGUUCCGCAAGCUGACAGCGGAAUACUCCGAGGUGGCCGACUUCGUCCUGGUCUACAUUUCGGAGGCGCAUCCCACGGACGGCUGGGCCAUCGAGGGAAAUGUGUUCCAGGUCUCCAACCACAAAAACAUGAAAGAGCGCGAGGAAGCAGCAAAGCGCAUGGUCGCCUUGGAGCCCCAAGACUGCCCGAUUCUCCUGGACAAGUUGGAUGACGCAGCUAACAAGGCAUACGCUGCUCUGCCCGAAAGACUCUACAUUGUGCACGAAGGAUCCAUCGCCUUCAAGGGCGACCCAGGACCCUUGCGCUAUAAGGUUCAUAAAGUAGAGGACUGGUUAAAGGCAUACAAGGAAAAGCGAGAAUAAACAGGAAUCGAGAGAGACGGCAUCUGCGAAGAAUUACUGGAAAAAAUGAGCGCUGUUAAUUACAUAUUGUUCUCAGAGUGGAUUUCUACAGUCAUGUUGUAGAAAUCAGUCUAAUCACCAAUUCCACCGCAGUAUUAAAUUAUGAAUUUGUUUAUAUAUCUUAAUGUAAUGCGUCAUAUCUUAGAAACCGUUAAAGCAUGGAGAUUUUGAGUCAGGACAAGUUACCACUUAUAUGACGUGUUUAUCAGAAAGGUGAACAGCCAAGAUAAGCACUGAUGAACUCGCGGUACCUGCUCCUGACCUUCUAGCUCUGGUCUUUAACGCUUAUAAUUCACAAGUAUAAAAAAACAAAUGUAUUACACCUCCGUUUUUAAUGUUUUGAAUAUGCAGCGAAAAACAUCAUAUAAAUGGAAUCAUUUUGUGAACAAUUUGUAAAAUUUCAGAUACUGCUCGCCGAAAAGUUUGUACAUAGAUUGAGGGAAACUGACAUAUUAUGAAACAAGUAGAAAUAAAAUAAUUGCUGUAUAUACUUUUACAUCUAGGUAUUGGCACGUCAUAAAUAAAGAUAAAAGUAGAAUUUAUAAAUUGUUAAAUUGGUAAAAGUGCUAUUAGCAUCAUAAAACGUAAAGAAUAAAUGAGUUGUUACUGUAUCUACUUUCGUUAACUACAAAGGUUGUCUUGAAUGCCCUGAUUGUAUGCAGCAGUAUUAAAAUUUGAAAGAAG